Molecule: messenger RNA, 2000 nt
Organism: Rubroshorea leprosula
Lineage: Eukaryota; Viridiplantae; Streptophyta; Magnoliopsida; Malvales; Dipterocarpaceae
Source: the annotation of a GenBank genome assembly
GGUGUAUAGCGAGUGUGUUUUUCUAUAAUUGUCAGUGCCUUCCAUUAUGUAUUUCAGGCAAAGCUGCAAAAUGAAAUGAACCUUCGCAAGAAAGCUGAGUCUUCAGCUGUGUCAGCUGGGGAGAAAGCAACCCUUUUAGAGGGAAAAUUUGGCCAGCUUUCUGAAAGCAGUGAAAGAGAAAAAAAGCGUCUUCACAAUGAGCUUGCUCAGCUGAAAAGUGAAUCAAAGCUUUCUAUUUCUAGAAUAAGUGCAGAUCUUGAAAGAAUGGAAUGCAGAGCUAAAAUUGCUGAGGAAGAAUCAGAUCUUUUGAAAGAGCAGCUUGAGGAUCUUAAGAAACAACUUAAUGAGUGCUUGCUCCAGAAAAGAGAAGCAGAGAAGAAGUUAUCAAGUUUUACACUUCAGGAUGUUACUUCUGCAGGGAAUAAUAUUUUGGUUAAGCACCUUCAAGAGGAGCUUAGAAAUUAUGAGUCUGAGGUACAGGAAGCAAGAAAAUUGAAAUCCUCUCAUGAGAACAUUGAGCUAUUAAAAGAAAAAUUACUGGAAGAGAAGGGCCACAGGGAAAGGGCAGAGUCACAACUGUCUAAAUCACAUGAACUCCAGCUAAGUUUGAACAAUUUGGAGAACGAAUUGUCAUCUUGGAAGCUGAUGAUGAAAGACAUUCCUGGGGUAUCAUGCCCUCAAGAUAUUCCUGUCAAAUUUGCUGCUUUGCAAAAGGAGGUAAUAGAUAGUACAAUGAAGGUAGGCAAGGCAAAUGCAUGCUUAAAACAAAUGGAGGUCAGUCUGGAUGCUGCACAACUUGGUAAACAGAAUGCUGAAGCUGAGGCUGCAUUGGGUAAAGAGAAGGCAGAAGUAUCAAAAUCAGAGAUCAAGAGGAUUGAACUGAUGCUUUCUAUGGUUACUGAUGAGAGAGAUAAGUUGAGAAGUGUCAUUAAUAAAUUAAAGUGGCCUAAGAAUGAGGAAAUGGGAGAUGAAGCAGCCCAAAAGACUGUUGUCCAGGAGCUUGAAUUAUCUUUUGUUAAGAAGGAAUCUGUUAUCAAAGAGUUGGAGAAUAAUUUAUGUCAACAAAAAGAACUCAAUAAUCGUCAACAUAAUGAAAUUAAGUUGCUGAAUGAAAGGCUCAAUAAUGAGGCAAGGAGAAUCAAAUCACUUGAAAGAGAGGGUGACCAACUUCGUUCAGAGAUUUCACUAUUGGAGUCCAAGUUGGGUCAGGGCGAAUUUUCCUGUGCAAAUACCAAAGUUCUGCGAAUGGUGAAUACUCUAGGGGUAGAUAAUGAGGCAAAACGAACAAUAGAGGCCUUACAAACUGAGUUACAGAAGACAAAGGAAAGGUUGCAGGCUGUAGAAGAAUUGAAAAGUCAGCCAGGGGAUACUGGGAAGCUGGUUGACUCCUAUAUAUCUGAGAAAAUAUUGAAAUUAAAAGAACAAAUUGCUACGCUUGAAAAACGUGAAGAAAGAUACAAGACUGUCUUUGCAGAUCGAAUUUCAGUUUUCAGGAGGGCAUGUUGUGAGCUAUUUGGUUACAAGAUUGUAAUGGAUGAGCACCAGCGGCCUAAUGGAAUUCCAGUGACACAUUUUAAGCUUCAAUCAAUUUAUGCUCAAAGUGAUGAUGAGAAGCUUGAAUUUGAAUAUGAAUCUGGGAAUACAAACAUUUUGGCAAAUGAUUAUACCUCUCAGCCUGAGAUAUCUCGUCAGAUUGAGAUUUUUAUUCGGAAGAUGAAUUCAAUUCCAGCUUUCACUGCCAACUUAACGGUGGAGUCUUUUAACAAGCGAACUCUAUCUUAAGUUAUAAGAAAGCAAUUUUCGUAUCAGAAAUGGGUUUAUUAUUGUUGUUGUUUUCCAAGAAAUGUAUCACCAACAUUAUACUUCCCAUUUCACCAAUUCUCCGUUGGACUGGGGAUAAUUUCCCAACCAUGGCAUGAUUGUUUGAAAUCCUUUUGGGAUCUUGUACCAUUUAUUUUUGUUGCUAGUAUGUAUUUUAAACAUAAAUGGUUUAAAUAAUU